This is a messenger RNA of Aphanomyces invadans, 1386 nucleotides long. RefSeq lists its product as hypothetical. The record is from RefSeq and is a predicted model, not a curated record. The coding region runs from base 78 to 1334 and encodes 418 amino acids. The transcript has a single exon. NCBI's taxonomy places the organism in Eukaryota, Oomycota, Saprolegniomycetes, Saprolegniales, Verrucalvaceae.
CUACAGUAUGCGCCAAUUGACUGGGCCGUCGGCCGCGGUGUGGUGGCCCAUUGUCGCAUCCGCCGCCCCACCGCACGAUGUCAGUUGCUGCUCCCAACACCAUCACCAAGACGUGGAACACGACGACGCCGAUUGAAGGCAUGCUCCUCCAAUUCCCUGGUCGUGUCUUCAUCAACCAGAAUCCGUCCCUGAAAGCCGCCGCUCGCGUCGUUGUGACGUCCAACUCGCAGGCGGUGGUGGACCUGUUUGGUUUCAACGCGACGCGGGCUGUUGGCGACAGCAUCAACGUCGGGUGCAACCAGCGGUUCGCCAUCAACAGUGCGAACCAAACGUACUUGGACGUGUCGGUCACGACUGGCGUGGAUGUCCACGCGGCAGGGUCGCUUCUAGUACUUGUGACGGUGCAAAAGCCGCUUUCGUGGGUAAAAUCCACCGCCGACACCGUCGUGGUCAGCGGUGCUCUGGUCAACGGAGUCACCAAGGUCGUGUCUCUCACUGCGUUGGGCGCAGGCAACAUCACGACGACGGCCAAGUACCCCGUGACUUUGUCCAACCUCACGUUGGCGGCUACUGGCACCGGCAAGGUCCACUACUCGGCAUCCACGACCUUCAACACAACGUCGGGCGUGUCGUUGGUGAUUUCUGGCCCCGGCAUCGUCGCCCUUGACUCGUACCGCACGCUGACGAUCCCGAACCUCCGCACCACCGUGACUGGCAGCGGCUCGGUCUACGUCACGACAAACGGCACCCUGACCGCCCAAGAUAUCCGAACGUACUUGUUUGGGAACGGCAACGUCAGCUAUUACCCGAGCCAAGGCACGACCGUGAACAACACGGUCAACUUGUUCAAAUCUGGUCAUGUGUACACUGGUUCCAUCCUCUCUCAAAACGCGACGGUUGCCGUGUCGGGGGCUGGCGGAGUUGUUGUGCAAGUGAACGAUACGUUGGCAACGUCUAUCAACGGCGCAGGAGUUGUUUCGUACUUCAAUAAGACGGUGAACCCGGCGCACUUGCCCAAGCCCAAGGGGUGGUGGGUGUUCAGCAGCCCGAGUGCUGUUGCCACGAGCGACAACACGUUCAGUGUGAUCAAGGACACCCCCGAGCCGACCAAAGUCGCGUUGAACGUCACGAUUGACCUCUACAGGUCGUGGACGAGCCGCUGCUUCACUCAACGCUUCCAAACAAGUGCCGAGACCACGUCCCUGUCGAGUUUGUUUUCUCCCACUGAAGACGUCGAAUCGAUGGCCGCGGUGGCCUUUGCCCUCGUUGCUUUGGUCGUCCUUGCGAUUUUCAAAGCCAAGAAGCGCACUGGGUACACUGCGUUGCCCAAGUAGAGCCGUCGUCUUGACCAGUCUAACAACCUCUAUCUGUCCUUUUCUACUGCAA